Molecule: messenger RNA, 801 nt
Organism: Dibothriocephalus latus
Lineage: Eukaryota; Metazoa; Platyhelminthes; Cestoda; Diphyllobothriidea; Diphyllobothriidae
Source: the annotation of a GenBank genome assembly
AUCCUGAGUAACGCCAAACUACUCAAUUUGAUGAUGAUCUCCCGGUACUACGGUCCCCUGGUGGUCAUGAUUAACAAGAUGUGGGUACAGCUACUCAAUGCAGCCGUCAUCCUCUUCCUCAUUAUGCUUGCCUAUGGUGCAGCAGUGCAGGUCUUGCUCUUCCCCCGCUCCACUGAAUACAACUGGGAGCUCGUCUUCAACAUCUUCUACUACCCCUACUUCCAACUGUUUGGAGAGAUGUUUUUCGAAUACUACAACGCCAUCGAUAAGAGCCUCCACCGACGGAAACAGUGGGUCAAACUUGACGUCUCGGGCUUUUUGGGUGGUUCAGGUCACCAGCGUCUUUGUUGGCUAACGCCAAAACCACGAUCGAAGCAUAAAGUGUUCAGCGAUCUCGUUGACCAGUCGCGAAAUAUCUGGAUGGAGAACCGAUUUCGCAUUGUCUUCUACUUUGACCGAAUUGGUGUCCUGCCAGCACCCUUCUCAACUCUCCAUGUGCUCUACAGCCUACUGAAAAGACUUGUUUUCGCAUGUUCUCGCUGUUGUAAAAAGACUCCAAGGGCGUCGUCGGAGCUUGCAGAAACUGCGAGUGCCACGAGCAGAAUGUCGAAUCAGCAUAGCUCGAAUGACCCAAGACUGGUUUGGAGGCGGUACGGCAAAUAUUAUACCCAAAUAGAGUACGGAAUGCGGGCCUAUCUUCACCGUUUUCAAGAAUACUGCGGAAAUGCCUACUACAAAACCGUGGAAAAGGACUCUGCAAAUUCCUUCGACACCCAGAUGAACUCGCUUAUGAGGAGGUAA